Messenger RNA from Rattus norvegicus (Norway rat), 10752 nucleotides. RefSeq names its product fasciculation and elongation protein zeta 2 (gene Fez2). Lineage: Eukaryota; Metazoa; Chordata; Mammalia; Rodentia; Muridae. The record is from RefSeq and is a predicted model, not a curated record.
GAGGACGAGGGGGCGUGGUUUCGAGUGGGCGGCACCAAUGGGGCGUGUCCUGACAGCGACAGGGCGUGGCCGUCUGACUGGGGCGGGGCGCACGCUGGCAGCCGGCGCGAUGGCGGCAGACGGGGACUGGCAGGAUUUCUAUGAGUUCCAGGAGCCGGCCGGGAGUGUCCGGGACCAGGAGAACUGUAACGCGAGCCCGGAGGCUGGAGCGGGGGCACACGCGGGCGGCGACAGCUUCCCGGCGCUGGCUUCCAGCCUGGAGGAGAAGCUGAGCCUGUGCUUCCGCCCCACGUCGGACGCCGACCCCCCGCGGGCGGCCGUGCGGCCCAUCACGGAGCGCAGCCUCUUGCAAGGGGACGAGAUUUGGAAUGCCCUGACAGAUAAUUAUGGGAAUGUCAUGCCUGUAGACUGGAAGUCGUCCCAUACGAGGACCUUGCAUUUGCUUACUCUGAACCUCUCAGAGAAAGGGAUGAGUGAUGGCCUUCCCUUCGACACCUCAGAUGAGGAGGAGCUGAGGGAGCAGCUGGAUAUGCAUUCAAUCAUUGUCUCCUGUGUCAACGAGGAGCCCCUCUUCACUGCAGACCAGGUUAUUGAAGAAAUUGAAGAAAUGAUGCAGGAGUCACCAGACCUAGAAGACGAUGAGACCCCCACACAGUCAGACCGGCUCUCCAUGCUCUCCCAGGAGAUUCAGACUCUCAAGAGCUCUAGCAUGAGCAGCUGUGAAGAGCGAGUGAAAAGGCUGUCAGUGUCUGAGCUAAACGAACUGCUGGAAGAAAUUGAGACGGCCAUUAAGGAGUACUCUGAGGAGCUAGUGCAGCAGUUGGCCCUGAGAGAUGAGCUGGAGUUUGAGAAGGAAGUGGAGAACAGCUUUAUUUCUGCUCUGAUUGAAGUGCAGAACAAGCAGAAAGAACACAAGGAGACAGCCAAGAAGAAGAAGAAGCUCAAAAAUGGCAGCUCUCAGAAUGGGAGGAAUGAGAGAAGUCACAUGCCAGGCACACUCAAAUGCCAGAGGAAAACCGUCCUGUCUGUAACACAGACAUCCUGAACCUGGUGAUUCUGAAGAUAGUUAUAGGUGGUGCACAAGUGGCCAUUUGGGUAAAUGGAUUGCUGGAUACUUCAUGUAACAUGUGGUUGUGGCACAUGACUCACUGAGUGGACUAUCAACAGCAAUACUCAUUCAAUAACUGGUAUCUCCAUGGACACGCGUGCGUUGCCUGUUUUUCCAGUGACAUCACUCUUUUCCCUCCCAUCAGUGCCUUUGAACGUUUCCUUGGAUGUGGAACAACUUCCUUUUGUUUUCAACAGUGCUUUAUAGUUUUACAACAACACAUAUACCCGCUUACAGUUGGUGUAGUAUGCCCUAAAGGCCAGCUUGUUCUCUUAGGUCCAGGUGAUGAACUCCGAUGAAAUAUCUGCUGGGAGUAGAUAAGGAUUAGACAUCCAGCUCUUGUCCUCCAGCAUGUUUUGUUUCAAACAUUUGCCCAAGAAAAAAAUUGAGUAAAUGUUUGGGCUGCUGUCUAGAGAAUUAGAACAUUUUAUCAGGGCAUGAGAUUGUAUUGGAUAGUAAGGGAAAUAAUGCAUAUCUUAUAAAAGUGAAGUGUUACUGUGGUUUGAGUGUAAAAUUUUAAAGUAGUAAUAUGUAUGAGGUAGUAUGACCGUGUGCGUUCACUGGGCAAUCUUGCGGACUAUUCCUUGUGCCAGGCACUGUUCAAGAUACAGUGGAGACUAAGCCAGGCCAAGCGUAUGCAUUGAGCACAGAUUCUUCAGGGAGAAGACUGAUAGAAACAACCAGCCAACAAGUAAACAUACAAAAGGAUGCUUGACCUUUGUGAUGUCAGUGGAAGCAAAUGCCUCGAAACAGGGCUGGCUGAGUAAGAUGGUUGAGCUGCUGCUCAGUCAUUGUGGAUGUGGUGGUUGCUUCUGCUUCUCUGCUAUGGUCAGGGAUUGACAGAGGCUUGUCAGCCCCUCUCCCAAUCUCGGUUUGGAAGGGCAUUUAGAAGAGUCAGUCUUGUUGCAGUGUGAUUUGGGACAGCAGGGGGCUUGAUGCUGCUUUCCCUUGUUUUGAGCACCUGGAGCAGCACUUGGAUGGUAGAGGCUGGUCUGGGGGUGCUUCUGCUUCGCAGGAUGCUGUGAUCGGAUGCCUAGGUGAAGGCAUGCCCCUUUAUGGUUCUCCAGACUUUUCCGCAGCAGGCUUUCCCUCACCUGACUCUUUGCCUUUCCCUUCCUGUUUCUGUUUUUAAACUCAUCCUUCAAAAUUAUGGUCAAGCAUUGUCUUCUGCUCUUUAAACCUUCUUCAAGGACUCCUCCUUCAACACAGAAUGGACUAGAUGCCUCCUCUCUUGGGGUUAGUAUGAUACCUUUUAAUUACUUCUAGUAGCAUCGAAAUACCAAUCUUGUUUAUUUAUGUGCCCAUCUCUGUGAUGCUUUGUUGAAGAUAGGACAUUUAGUUUUGCUUUCUUAGUGUUUUUAGGCCCAGUAUAAGGUACCUAGUGCAUUUCUGUGGACAAAUAAGAGAUUGAUGAUCUACAUCUGUGUCUUGAAUCUAUGUGUCUGGUGACAGCUCCACAGAAGCUAAGAAUCUCUGAAUCCUGCCCCGCCAUUCUGGAUGUAGAGACUUAAGUUUCAGGUUUAAUGACAUACUAUGUCUAAGAUUACAAUAUACCCUGAGAAAAUGUUAGUUAUUGUAUAUGACUAAAAUGUUAGUUAUUGUAUAUGACUACCUGCUUGCCAGACAUUCUGCUUGGAGAUCUCUCAUAGUAAUCUGACAUUUGUAUUGUGAAACCAUGGUUAGUGUAACUAGUUCACUCAUACAGACUCAUUGAAAUUAAUAGAAUUCUAACUUUUCACAUUGUUAACAAUAUGAGGAGAUGGUUUGCUAGUACUUGCCAGAAGCAAAGGUAUGAUUGACCUUUUCAAAUGCACUGAUCUGGUAGGAAGUUGUGGUUUGGUGCAUUCGUCUCCCUCGUGUGUUGCCUAUGCUGUAGUAAUUGAGAUGGUUCUUAUGUGUAUUUGAGGUGCAGAUUCUUCAGCUGCUGUCGUACCAGGUUGUGUUGUAGUCAUUGGCUCCAACCUCCAUGUCAUACACAGUGCAGGCUCCUGAAGGGCUCAUUUGCAGCUUAUCAGUGCCUCACUCACCUCUAGUGGAUUCAGACUGACUCCCAGAAGGUUUGGAGUUUGGAUUUGAAUUAAUAUUAUUCCCACAGGAUUAUUUUUUUGGUGGGAAGGGGAGUGGGAGAGCCAGGCUCCUGUUUAUAUCAGACAUUUUCACAGAUCAUUAACUUUUAGAGGCACUUCCCUUGGGCACAAAAACAAGUUGAAAUAUUCCAGGAUAUGUUUUAAUUCAGUUGCUCCUAUACCUGCAGAAUUAUCUCAAGCUUGAAAGACACUGUUGUUUACCUGCCUCUGUAAUCGUGUGGAUGAAAAGGGACAUAUCCUUUCAGAUCCAUGAAUCUUUGGUUUACAGGACAGGUGGGAGGUGUCUUACUCUCAGUCUUUGACUGCAAAGAUAUUACUCUUUAGAUAUCUUUUCUGUUUGGUCUAAUCACUUCGAACUUUCUAGAGAGUUUAGAGUCUUAUUACUCUUUUUUUUUUAAUUGGACAUUUUAUGUAUUCAUAUUUCAAAUGUUAUCCCCUUUCCAGUCUCAACACCCUGGCAUUCCCCUACACUGGGAAAAUGAGCCUUCUCAGGACCAAGGGCCUCUCCUCCUAUUGUUGCCAGACAAUGCCAUCCUCUGCUACAUAUUCGUCUGAAGCCAUGGGUACCUCCAUGUAUACUCUUUGGUUGGUAGUUUAGUCCCUGAGGGUUCUGGGGAAUCUGGUUGAUUGAUAUUAUUGUUCUUCCCAUGGGGUUGCAACCUCCUUUGGCUCCUUUAGUCCUUUCUCUAACUCCUCCAUUGCAGUCCCCAUGCUCAGUGUUAUGAUUACCUGCAAGCAUCCUCAUCUGAAUCAGUAAGGCUCUGGUAGAGCCUCUCAGGAGAAAUCCAUAUCAGGCUCCUGUCAGCAAGCACUUGUUGGCAUCAGCAAUAGUGACUGGGUUUGGUGUCUGUAUAUGAGAUGGAUCCCCAGGUGGGGAGGUCUCUGGAUGGCCUUUCCUUCAGUCUCUGCUCCACUCUUUGUCCCUGUAUUUCCUUCUGUGACUAUUUUGUUCCCCCUUCUAAGAAGAACUGAAGCAGCCACAUUUUGGUUUUUCUUUCUUCUUGAGCUUCAUGUGGUCUGUGAAUUGUGUGCUCUUUUGUGACUGGGUUAUCUCAGAAUGAUAUUUUCUAGUUCCAUCCAUUUGCCUAAGAAUUUCAUGAAGUCAUUGUUUUUAAUAGCUGAGUAGGAGGAAAAUUUAUUAAGUGGUUUAACUUGGUAAGCUCGCCUCUAAUGAUGCUUGGGAGAUUAGCAAGAGGUAACUGAUAAAUUCUAGAGAAAGCAGGAAACUUGAAUAUAGAUGAUUGUACAUUACGGUUUUUGACAUAGAGAAGAUGGUCGCUUAAAGAUGAGAAGAGCUAGCUGGAUGGAAAAAGCUCUUCCUUGGAUGUUUUCUCCCACAGAUGCAUUGCUUUGUUUCUGAUGCUCCUUAUUAUGACAGUUGGACAAUUUACUUUGUCUCUCCCUGUCUUGCAAGAGUACCCCCACUGAUAGUUUCCCAUUUAAUAUUGUUCAAAGCUGACAUUAAGGCAAGAGAAUUUUGUUUUCAUUUAGACAGUCACUACUAGAUCACUUGGAAAUUACUUUAAUUCUAGUUCUCAACCUAAAAGGUAUAUUCUGACAUAUCUACUUGAAACUUUGGCUUUUGUUUGGAAAAAUAAAAGUACCAGGAACCCCCUUUUCCCUUUCCUUAAUUUGGAAUUUUUAAAUGAACCUUUGCAAAGGUAGCAAAGCAGAUUGCUACUGCCCCACAUUUCUUCUCCAUCUAUUUUAUAAAUAAAGUUUUAUUGAAACACAGCCAUAUCUAUUCAUCUUCUUGGUACCUGUGACUCUUUUUAUACUGUGGAGACAGAGUUAAAGUGUUCCAUUGGAGGCUGUGUGGCCAGCAAAGCCUAGGAUCUUACUCUCUCUCUGACCUUGUACAGAGACUGCUGGCCAGCUCUUUAUUUGAAUUGAGUAUACUUAAUAUUAGGGGAAGGGACUGGAGAGGGCGCAAUAGUUAAGAAAGUUUGCUCUUUCAGAGGACCUCAAAUCAUUUCCAGCACCCUUAUCAGUUGGUUCACAGCCAUUUCUAACUCUAUGGGAUCCAAUGAUCUCUUUGGCCUCCAAGGGUAUUUCAUGCAUGCAGUUCACAUAUAUACGUGCAGGCAAGAUAUGCAUACGCAUAAAUAAAAAGAAAUAUUUUCUAAAAUUUAGAGGGAAAAUAUAAACUCAAUUUGGAUUUGAUACUACACUUGAUCUUAGCCAAAAGGCCGAGAAGCGAUCAAUUUGGAUUUGAAUAGACAGACCAUAACAUAUAAUUCAUAUAAAAUGUUGCCCUGUUCUGUCCUAAGGUUUUGCUAUUUAGCACUUCUUCAGUAGCCUGAGUUUAGGUUACAAGAUGGCCAUGCAUUGACCUAUCCAUCUUCAAGCCUCACAAGCUCCUGGGCCAACUACAGACCUUUGUUCUAUGUAUGUCUAAGCUAGUAGCCCAGCAAGGGACCUGGUAGGUAGACCAGUUGUCUCUAUUUGAAAAUAAAUAAAAGGAAUAACUAUGAUGGAUGUUGUCUGGGCACAGUUUUCCCACGUAGUGGUAGAAGAUGAUUUAACAGAAAAUAAUGGAGAAGGCACUGAUUGAUCCUUUCCUUUUUAAACAGUUAUCCGUGAAAGGAUAGUUUUGUCUUGUAUCCCUCAAAUCCAAAUAUUAAUAUAUUUUCGACAAUAAUUUGUGGAUGAUAAUUGAUAGUAUUUCUUUUCUCUCUUUCCCUCACUCCUCCUCGUCCUCAUGUCCUCUCUCUUUCCUUCCUACCCUUCUUCCUUCUUUCCUCCCUUGCUUCUUUGGGAUUAAACCUGGGGCUUUACACAUGCCAGGCAGGGGUUGAACAGCUAAGUUAUACUCUGUACUUUCCUUUAUCGUGAAGAACAUCUCCUAAGAGUUAGUAUUUAUCUGCUUUGGAUAAUUCAAAUUUUCAAACUUGGAUAUAAGGGUUUUUGAAGAGAAACUUUGGCGGAAUUCUCUUAAACUUUACACUUCACAUUGAAACUAUUUAACUUUCUUAAAGUAUUUAAACAAGGUAUCACCUGGAGCUCUCUUAUGUAGAUCAGGCUGGCCCCCAACUGACUGAGAUCCUCCUGCUUCUGCCUCUCAAAUGCUGGGGUUAAGGGCGUGUGCCCCUCACUCAACUCCACUUUCACAGCUCAGGCAGUAUCCGCUAUCUGAACAUUUGUACUUGGUAGUUUUCAUUCUAUUGCUUUUCAUUUUUCCUCAUACCUUUCUAAUAUUAUUAUUAUUUUUUGCUUAAUUUUAAGAAAUUUGUUUUAUAAAAAAGUCCCUAAAACUACUAUUUAGUUAGUACUCGAUGAUUGUUAAACUAUCUAAUCUGACGUGAUUUGUGGGGAAUGGAAAUGUCUUCAAAUUAAAUUAUUUUUAAAUUAUGUGUAUAUUUCACACCACUUCAGUACCUGUUGCUCACCCACAGAGGCCAGAGAAGGUGUUAUGUUCCCUGGAGCUUGAGUUUCAGAGGGAGGCGCUGGGAUUUGAACUCAGGACCUCUGGAAGGGCAGCCAGUGCUCUUAACCACUGAGCCAUCUCUCCAGCCAUAUUUCGCCCUCUUCUGAGUUCCCCAAGCAUAAGAAUAUUAGUGGCAGAAGGGAAGAUGAGAAUGAGUAUAAAAGUCAGUGAAAAGCUCCCCUUAUUCAUUUAUGUUUUUUCCUGACACAGCUUUGGUUCUAUAAGUUUGGAAGCUGCUCUGCCUGGUUAGAGACCGAGUGGGUCAGCUCAGAUGAGGCACAGAGCAGGCCCUCAGGCAGAAAUAGCUCAAGUCUUCUGGUCUCCUUCUUCUUCUUUUUUUUUUUUUUUUUUUGUUCUUUUUUUUGGAGCUGGGGACCGAACCCAGGGCCUUGCGCUUCCUAGGUAAGCGCUCUACCACUGAGCUAAAUCCCCAACCCCUCUGGUCUCCUUCUUAGCUUUGCUUUUCCCUGUGUUGAAUAUGUUCGUUGUUUGUUUGUUACUUGACUUACUGAAAUGUCCUGUGUAGAAAGAGCUGAUGAAGAGAAUUAUAGAGAGUACCGGACAGACUCCAGCAUCGUGUCUGGUUCUUACUGCUUUCGAGUUUGCAGGAACUUUUCCGAUUCUCUUCACUGUUCAUGAAGACCCUCACAGCUUGAGCUGAUUUCUGGAUCUUAUUUCUUCCUGUGCUCUCCAGUCCGUUCUGCUCUGGCCUGCAGUCAGGAGCCCAGUGUUUCUCAGUCAUCAUCUCAUUUCUCUUUGGACAACUUGAUGCAGUUUCUGUUGUUCUGGACAAAUGGAAGAGGACGCCAUGAUUUCUUUUGGAAAUGAUGCCUGUUAUUCCAGCCCUCUGUAAAUGAAUAGAGUCCACACUUCUCAAAAACAUUGAUCUUUUCUAAGCUCAUUGCUGAGUUCUUCCUGUGCACUACUUCAUUUUAAACUGCACAACAGCCCCACAAAGAAUAUUAACAAUAUUCUUACUGCUGAGUCCUGAAUAAGCAAAUGUUAGGUCUACAGAGGCCUUAGCUCAAGGAAAUAGCAGGUACGGAGAGAGUUAUCUAGAGGUGGUGGAGGAAUCUAGAGUGCAGAGCUCUCCAGAGGGAAGAGCUAGGAAUGGCUUACUGUUUUUCCUUUGGGCCACGCAGGCAGGUUGUACACGGGCUCAGAGCUCUUACCUCCUCUCUAUCUUUUAGAUCUCGCUUACACUGUGUUUGUUGCUCCUGGUUUUGUCUGAGGAAAGUUUUCAGAGAAUGGAUGUUUUUGAGAUUCUUAAUCCAUACUCUUGCCAGGGAAGGAAAUGGUCAGAGGCAACUGAAUGGUCCGUGCUACUGAAGCCUCUGUGUUCUAUGCCAAAUAACCCCUUCCUUCCCCCAGCCUUGCCACAGACGUUGGUAUUUUGUCUGUAGCAAGGGCAACAAUAAGGCAAAUGCUGUAAUGCUGAAUCACCUUCCUGCCUAUGUAGGCGUUCAUGCAAAACAUUCCAUUCCGAGCAGGGCAUUUUGUGGAAAUACAAACUCCUUCCUAAAGAUGCCAUGGGAGAUAACAUGAUAACAUAGAACCAGAACUUUCCCCACUGUGUCACUUUUGCGCUGGGCCAUUUGGAUUUUCUGCCUGGUAAGUGGGAAUGCUAAAUUGAAUGGAGGGAAAACUGGUUCCUGACACUCCUAAUAUUUUCAUUAAUCUUAUUGAUUCAUUUUAAUGAAAGUAUAACAGAGCUCCAGCAUCAUUCCUGUCUGUCAGCAUUCAUGGCCUUGAGACUUAGCGGCCAGUGCCUUGACAUAUCUGUAGCCCCUCAUUUUGAGAAGUGGUGAGCAGAGAAAUGCCCCUACUUCCUCUCCCCACUCUUUCCCUCUCAUUUAAUGAAGUUUAGCUAUGGAAAGAAUCCUUACUCUGGUCCAGGUUAGCAACAUAACCACUAAUAAUACUGCCUCUGGUCACCAGGUUGUUAAGUGUAGCAUUUCUAGGUGACAUGAUGCUCUUAAAAAGUCAUUCUAAAUUGUCUCUGAAACUUUACCUUCUAAAAUUAAUUUUAUCCAAGUAUGUGUGUUUUUUAAACUUUAGUUUUGUAUUGUUUUGUUUUUUAAAGGAUGAAGCAGUUGAGAGGCAGGCUCUAUCCUUGGUCUACGGAGUUCUUUCCAGUUCUUCCCGUCCCCUACCUCCUUCCCUUGCUGUGUUCUCUCACUCUUGUGCCUCUCCGACCUUCUGCCUCACUGAGCUGCUGCUGCUCCCAGUAGCCUGGGUGUUGAGUUCUUAGUUGCUAGUUGCUACAUCUCUUCACAAAUCAUGUCACUGCGGUAUUUUGCCUGACUUUGUUAAUCUUGUGUUGAUUUCCUAGAUUCGAUUCUCCAUGCUUCACUCCUUUGAUCAAUAAUUUUGUGUCCCAUCAUGCCACCAUUCUCUGCUCACUCUUACAUGGCUUUUUUCUUUUGGGUCAUUUUUCUUUCUCUCUUCUAAGAGGCAGAGGCCUUGUUAUCUGGUAAAAAUUUUCCUGGCUCAGAGGCUCUUGGCUUCUAGUGUUAAGGGUGUUACACCCAGAGGAUAGCAGGUAAAUUUCCAAGCCCUUCCUAUGACCCGGGCCCUGGGAAGUCACUGUGAUGGAGAGAUGCAGGAGUCCCUGUCUCUCUCUUGAAAACAAACUUGUUUCCUCAUCAAGAAACAAAGCCGUGGCAGUCGGCCACUGGCAUGUUAUCUGUGCACUUCUGUCAUUCUGGGUUAGUUACAGCCUCGUGGCUCUCUGAUGGUCGGUUUGUGUGUGCAUGUUUGUGGUGUGUGUGUAGCUUUGAUUUGAUUUGCCUUCUUAAAAAAAGUAUCUUUUUGGCUAAGUUAAUUUGUAUAUUCAUAGAAUAUUUAAAUCAGAAGUCCUUCACAUUGUAUCUCUUGAACAUCUUCAUGGUGAGGACUCAGGCCUCAGGUGACUCGGAGCUCACACUGUGGCACGGCCGAGCCGGAAGGAGACCCAGAUCUCUGAGUUUGAGCCUGGCUUUUUGCUGCCCGAGGUGACAUUACUUUUUUUUUUUUUCUGAUUCCAGAUACUUUUGACUGGCCCAUGACUCCUGGAUUCAUGUAAAAAUCUGCACAUAUUUUAUCAGUAUUAUGAGUAGGAAUUUCUAACAGUAGUUCUCAAUCUGUGGGUCAUGGCCUCCUAGGGGGUUGAACAAACCUUUCACAGGGGUUGCCUAAGGUCGUCUGCACAGAAGAUAUUUACAUCGUGAUCCAAAACAGUAGUACAGUUACAGUUAUGAAGUAGCAACAGACACAGUUUUGAUGGUUGGGUUCACCACAGCAUGAGAAGAGGGUCCUAGCAGUAGGAAGGUUGAGAACCGUGGCUAUAGAGUCUUGUGGCUCAGGCCAUCCUGCAGGUCCUCACAUGGUGAAGACAAGGCCGUGCUUUUAGGGACAUAAAUGUGAACAUGAUCUGACUGUUUCUGUUAGGUAUAUGAAAAAUUGAUUUAACCGAUGUUUCUGUGCUCCCACUCCAGUCCAUCUUUCUUCAGAUACUGUGACCUGUAUCUGCCAUUAAAAAUACCAUGAAUGGCUGGGCACAGGUAGCUUUUCGCAUGUGCCUGUUGAGCUGAUCCCUCAGAGACUGAAGGAGAAUGGCUUGAGCCCAGGAGUUCGAGGCCAGUCUUGACAGAGCACCAAGACCCUUUCUUAGACACAGUGGACAGACAGGCCCACAUAUGCAUACAGGUACACAGGGUGAUAGUUGAAAAACCAAAGUAUACACAUGCAAAGUGUCUAGAGAUAGUACACAGGACAAAACGGGGUUGAAAUCCUGAGGACACUAGGCAGAGACAGUCGGAUACUUGAAGAACCUAGAGAAAAGGGCUGGGGAGCAGUGAAUCAGGGAAAUCUCAGGGGGAUCUGAAGUGUCAAAGACGACGACUGUGGGAAAGUAGGCUGAGGAUAGCGUCAACAAGACACCAUAGAAAAGGCUGGGAAUGACGGGAGGGGAAAAUUGUGGUUGCAAGUUUCCAGGGAGGCUGGUGUUCACAGUGACCCGAGUACUUCUUAGCCACAGCUCUUACCUAGUUUCUGUGUUAUAUUCUCUCUCCCUUCCCCUCACCCUGUCUGUCUUACACACACACACACACACACACACACACACACACACACACACACACACACACACC